This is a messenger RNA of Schistocerca gregaria, 1393 nucleotides long. Its product is annotated as dual-specificity RNA methyltransferase RlmN-like. Gene Ontology annotation, biological process: rRNA base methylation; tRNA methylation. Gene Ontology annotation, molecular function: iron-sulfur cluster binding; RNA methyltransferase activity. The record is from RefSeq and is a predicted model, not a curated record. The transcript is spliced from 2 exons. NCBI's taxonomy places the organism in Eukaryota, Metazoa, Arthropoda, Insecta, Orthoptera, Acrididae. The coding region runs from base 140 to 1393 and encodes 417 amino acids.
ACGGACAUAGAUGUCAUGCACCAAAAUUUUAUAUAGAAAAAAUCACAUAAUUAUCAAUGUGUACCACCAACAUAAAAUUUUGAAGACCACAAAAGACGCGCCUUGAUUUCCUCUUCACCCUCUUCAUGUGUUCCUCCACAUGACUAAAAUCUGUAUGGCACUCCUCCCUCGCUACGUACCAUCCCUUCUCGUUCGAAAUGUGCCCUUCCACGUCUCCUUGCCUCGCCACCUGCGGACCUUCCGGCAUCGCUUUUGCACGACACAUACCUCGAAGGACGCGCAUCCUGGCCUCUCCCCGUGUGCAGCCUCCACCAAGAAGCCCAAUAUAAUCGGCCUGACUCGAUCCGAACUAGCUCAGCAGCUAGAGCAGCACUCCGCCUCCACCUAUCGAAUCUCACAGAUCUUUCAUUGGUUGUACGCGCGGGGCGUCCAGGAAUUCGACCAAAUGACCAAUUUGAAAAAAGAGUUUAUCAAAACUCUUCAAGACAACUACACACUAAACUUCGGGACGGUAGUCGGAGACGUGAUCGGCAAAGACGGAACAAGAAAGUGGCUUGUGGAAUUUGGCUCCGGCCAACAAGUAGAAACCGUCUUUAUUCCAGAGACUCAUCGUGGCACAAUCUGCCUGUCUUCCCAGAUCGGCUGUUCUAUGAAGUGCGCCUUUUGUCACACAGGCACUCAACCUCUUUUGCGGAACCUUUCUUCAGCUGAAAUUGUCGGACAACUUUUGCUUGCUAAGCGCCUCUUAUUCGAUUUUCCGCAACGCCCGCUCCGACUCGUCACGAAUAUCGUCUUCAUGGGCCAGGGAGAGCCCUUCUACAACUACUCCCAGCUCAAAAAAGCCAUUUCCAUCAUCACAGACCCCUCUGGUCUAUCCAUCUCAAAAAGGCGCAUCGUCGUCUCCACAUCGGGCGUUGUACCAAAUAUCCUACGACUCGGCCGAGACUUCCCCGGCAUAAGUCUGGCCAUCUCUCUGCACGCCGUGACGGACGAACUGCGCUCUCAACUAGUGCCCGUCAAUCGCCAGUGGCCCAUCAGUGAACUUCUAAAUGCCUGCAAAGCUUACACAAAACUGUCCAGCACAAGAAGAAUUACAUUCGAAUACGUGAUGCUUAAGAAUGUCAACGACUCCGCCCAAGAAGCACGCACUCUUUCUCGUCUGUUAAAAGACCAGGUCGCCCUCGUAAACCUAAUCCCAUUCAAUCCGUGGCCAGGGACGCAUUACGAGCCCUCUGAUCGAGCCGUCAUCCUCGAAUUCGCGCGAAUCGUCCAAGAAAACAACAUACCAGUGACAAUACGCUGGUCUCGCGGACAAGACAUCAGCGCCGCCUGUGGACAAUUAAAGACUGUCUCGAACUCACGGACAAUAGAUAACACAAAAAUAUGUGUAUGA